Molecule: messenger RNA, 4616 nt
Organism: Aethalodelphis obliquidens (Pacific white-sided dolphin)
Lineage: Eukaryota; Metazoa; Chordata; Mammalia; Artiodactyla; Delphinidae
Gene: CHST7
Product: carbohydrate sulfotransferase 7
Exons: 2
Coding region: 147-1610 (487 amino acids)
Biological process (GO): carbohydrate metabolic process; N-acetylglucosamine metabolic process
Cellular component (GO): Golgi membrane
Molecular function (GO): chondroitin 6-sulfotransferase activity; N-acetylglucosamine 6-O-sulfotransferase activity
Source: RefSeq, a predicted model, not a curated record
UUCCCUUGUGGAUGCACAGCCCUAGUGACUCCGCUCCUCCCGGCGCAGAGGGGCUCCAAGAGGCCGGAGGAGCGCACUCGGGACGGGAUUUCCGAGGAAAGGGAGAGGAAGGGCGCCCCACCCGCUCUGGAGGGGUUCAGUGAACGAUGAAGGGCCGGCGGCGGCGGCGCCGCCGAGAGUACUGCAAGUUCGCGCUGCUGUUGGUGCUGUACACGCUGGUGCUGCUGCUCGUCCCCUCUGUCCUGGACGGCGGCCGCGACGGGGACAAGGGCGCUGGGCACUGCCCGGGCCUGCAGCGCAGCCUGGGAGUGUGGAGCCUGGAGGCGGCGGCGGCGGGCGAGCGCGAGCAGGGCGCCGAGGAGCGGCCCGCCACGGAGGAGGACGCGGGCCGGUACCCCAGGUCCCGGGGCAACCUCAACGGCGCCGUCGGGGAGGCGGCGUCUCGCGAAAAGCAACACAUCUAUGUGCACGCCACCUGGCGCACGGGCUCGUCGUUCCUGGGCGAGCUCUUUAACCAGCACCCGGACGUUUUCUACUUGUAUGAGCCCAUGUGGCAUCUGUGGCAGGCGCUGUAUCCGGGAGACGCCGAGAGCCUGCAGGGCGCGCUGCGCGACAUGCUGCGCUCGCUCUUCCGCUGCGACUUCUCGGUGCUGCAGCUGUACGCGCCGCCGGGGGAUUCCGCCGCGCGCGCCCCAGACGCGGCCAAUCUCACCACGGCCGCCCUCUUUCGCUGGCGGACCAACAAGGUCAUCUGCUCGCCGCCGCUGUGCCCCGGCGCGCCCCGGGCCCGCGCCGAGGUCGGCCUCGUCGAGGACGCCGCCUGCGAGCGCAGCUGCCCACCCGUGGCUCUCCGCGCCCUAGAGGCCGAGUGCCGCAAGUAUCCGGUGGUGGUCAUCAAGGACGUGCGCCUCCUCGACCUGGGCGUGCUGGUGCCCCUGCUGCGCGACCCCGGCCUCAACCUCAAGGUGGUGCAGCUUUUCCGCGACCCGCGGGCCGUGCACAACUCGCGCCUCAAGUCUCGGCAGGGGCUGCUGCGCGAGAGCAUCCAAGUGCUGCGCACCCGCCAGAGGGGCGACCGCUUCCACCGCGUGCUGCUGGCGCACGGCAUGGGCGCUCGACCCGGGGGCCCGUCCCGCGCACUACCCGCCGCCCCGCGCGCCGACUUCUUCCUGACCGGCGCGCUCGAGGUGAUCUGCGAAGCCUGGUUGCGCGACCUGCUGUUCGCGCGCGGCGCGCCAGCCUGGCUACGGCGCCGCUACCUGAGGCUGCGCUACGAGGACCUGGUGCGGCAGCCGCGCGCCCAGCUGCGCCGCCUGCAGCGCUUCGCCGGGCUGCGCGCGCUCGCCGCGCUCGACGCCUUCGCGCUCAACAUGACGCGCGGCGCGGCCUACGGCGCGGACCGGCCCUUCCACCUGUCGGCGCGCGAUGCCCGCGAGGCCGUGCACGCCUGGCGCGAGCGCCUGAGCCGAGAGCAGGUGCGCCAGGUGGAGGCCGCAUGCGCCCCAGCCAUGCGCCUGCUGGCUUACCCUCGCAGCUGGGAAGACGGCAACGCCGAGCCGUCCGAGGACGAGGAGACGCCGCCGGAGACGGGGGCCGACGGCGCCACGUAGCCCCGCUCCCGCGCGCCCGGGACGGAUCCGGAUGUAACAUAAUGGGUCUCCAAUCCUCCUUCACCGGUCUGAGGGAAUGCCUCUCGAGGACAAAUGGCUGCAGCAUUUUAUGGUUUUAAGAAUUGACAAUCUCCCAGAAACUCUGACUCUUUUUUUUUUUCAUUUUUACUAACAUUUGGCACUGACUGGGGUGAGGUAAGAAAGUGAAUAGAGAGGAGGGUUAGAGGACACAGUCUUCAUCCUCUAGGAGGUUAGAGUCUAUGCACGUGACAGUGACUAUGGGCCCAGACAUCGGUGCUGCUGUUUGGAAGAGCCAAUGGGGCUUCCUUUGCAGGGCUGCAGGGACAUCUGGGAACAAGCUUUAGGCUCUUUCAAACUCUGGUGACUGAGCUCUUCCUCCCACAUUUCUGCUGGAAUUAUCGGGCACUUACCAUGUCACCACCAACUAGUGGAUUUAUCAAAAUGCUUGUAUUCCUGGUUCCGAGAAAGGUAAUGUUACCAACCAACUGAUGAGUUUCCAAAAGUCUGUCACACUCCACUCUAGGAAUGGGAAGGGGAUGGAUCCUCAGGUGCGAUGUGUUGAGUUGGGCAUUGUGGAUAUAUCAUUACUGUGACUGUCGAUGAAAAUAAGCAAUAAACAAUCUAUAAUAAGAAUAGGAAAGAGUUUCAUUUGAGCCAAACUGAAGACUAUAGCCCCGAAGACCGGAAGACAGUCAGAUAACUCUGAGGAACUGCUCCAGAGAAGCUUGGUUUUCAGACCAGUUUGACAUCUUGUCAGAACAAAGAACACUAAGCAACUCAGGGAUCCGUUCCUUCAAGGUUUCCAAAAACAAACAGACAAACAAAACAAAACAAAACAGAUCAGCACAUACACCGCGAGCCAGUAUGUCCUCAGCACCUGGGAAGGGAGUCUUAUCAUUGAAGGAGUACCAGCAUGAGCGUCCCAGGAAGGAAGGCAUUUAAUCUUUAUUUUUAACACAGACAUUCUUUACUUCUGGUCAAUGUGCCCUUUUCUUUAAUAAUUAAAGUAGAAGUACCGUGUACGUUUGAUAGGCCACAAACAGGCUGUUUUAGUUAGCAUCACAUUCGGGUUAAAUCAGGUAUAAGCCGGAAUGACUUCCCCAUACCUCCACAUGUGAACAUUUCUUUCAUCAUGACAUAUUAUCAGUUUUACAGAUGAGAAAUCAGAGAUUCAGAGAAGUCAGGUACCUUGCCCAAAGUCACACCUGGGCUGCUGGGCUGCUGAGCCGAGUGUUAGACCCCAGAGCUCAGAAUCUCUCCAUUAUAACACACCCUCACCUGCCCCCCCCUUUACCGUCCCCUGGCACCCUUUUGGCACUGCAGCCAGGCAUAGUGGCUACUCUAGGGUGAGAACCACACUUAGCUUUAUUACUAACAAACACUGAACAAACGAAUAAAAUAUCCCUGAGCGCUGCCAACAGCACCUACACGGGAGAGCCCCUGACUCUAUAGCCGGGCUCCUCAUGGCUGUCCUUCGCUCGGGGCACCUGAGCACCCUUGGGGCACCCUCGGCUCAGCAGUGAAGAGGGACUGCACGUGAAUUAACCUGAGCGACUUCUGGAUGCUCCAGACCUGACAGCCAGGAUUUGGCAGGGAGGGAGUCAGUGCGCUUUUUCAGGGCUGGGUGGGGACCGCAGCACCAAACCAAGUCACCGAGGACCCCAGGCCCUUUCCAACUUUUCCAUCUUCUUGGCUUUCGUUCACCAACUUAUCUUCCCACUGUCACAAGACGGUAGCCUCAACAAGAAGCAUCACUUCCUCACCCAACCACACAGGGUUGUGAAAAUGCAGAAAGGAAGGAAGGUGGUUACUAAGGGGUAGCGUUUUCCCUCAUGUAUCUCUCUUUCCUCCAAUCUGGUUAUAAAACCAUCCCCAGAAACCCCUACCCCAGUCGACUUCCUUUUAUGUCUCACCGGCUAGAACUGGGUCACGUGUUCUGCCCUAGCCCAGUAAUUGGUGAAGGGGAAGGGGGUUGUGAUGAUUGGCUUAGACCAGUGCGUUCUCAGCCCUGGCUGAACAUUACAGUCACCUGAGGAGCUUUUUUUUUCUUAUGUCAAUAUUAAAAAUACUCCAUCCUCAGAGAUUCUGAUUUAAUUGGUCUGGGGUGGGAUCCAGUUAUAUAAUUACUGUAUAAUCCCCCAGUGCAGCCAAAGUUGAGAGCCACCUACCUGGACCCGUCAUGCUUCAUCCCCUGGGCUGAGCCCUUGCCACUGGAACAGGAUGAGGAUGCAGACUAAAGUUGAUGAGCAGCGAACUGUCUGCCAUAGUCAUUUAUGUGAAAGAACUUGGAGCUGUGAAAUACCAAGCAGCUGUAGGGUGUUAAUAUGGAAACGUCUUAAAUUAUUCACGGCUCCAUUUAUCACCCUCUCACAUUCCUUCAAAUGCUUCGUUGUCUGUAUCUCCUUAUCUCUAAUCCAUCAUGGUACACUAUCCACUACCAUUCUGAACAGACUCAUGUGCUGUCCUAUCCUUUUCAGCAGGUAUCCGUUUGACCUCUGCCCUUGGUAGGACCCAAGAUUUCAUUUCAUUAGACAUUUAAGACAUCUUGGUCUUUGUUCUUCACAAGAUAGAUGGACCCUCUGAUUGAAAUUAGGAAGGGAGGUAAGUGCGUAACCGAAACCCCAACAAUCAGAAAGUGUUCUUUCUAAGGAAACCAUCCAAACAAAAAGAAAUGAGCAGCCAUCACCAAAUCCCUAACAAAGCAUUUUGAAAGUCAUUCGAUUUUAGUAAAGCCAAAUGGCUUAUGUAUAAAAAUCACUGAAAGGGAAAUCUCUUGCUUAAACAGUAGUCUGUACUGCUAAAGAAUAGGCUUUGUUAAACAUUGUUCCUACCUAGAAUUUCUCAUUCAACAAAAUUUGUUCAAAUCCCUAAUUGUAGUAAAAGAAUGAAGCUAGAACACUCCCUAACACCAUGCACAGAAAUAAACUCCCAAUGGAUUAAAGACCUAAAUGUAAGGCCAGGCACUAUCAAACUCUUGGAGGAAGA